UAUGUGUCGGAUGUGAACCUUUCGGACGGUACGACGGUUUCUGCUGGCUCUCGCUUCACCAAAAUUUGGUUGGUCCACAACAGCGGUUCGAUCGCGUGGCCCGAGGGGACUCAGAUAGUCUUCACCGGCGGAUUUGUCAACGGACAUGUAUCAGCAUUUCCCGUCCCAAGCGCCUUACCGAACGAGGUAGUCGAAGUAUCAAUUGACACGACGGCUCCUGAGGAAUCUGGGGACUAUGCUCAAUUUUGGCGGUUGAUGGAUCCCACUGGAAGCAAAUUCGGAGAUCGACUUUGGUUACGUUUGAACGUGUUAAUGGGAGAUCAACUU
This is a messenger RNA of Melampsora larici-populina 98AG31, 327 nucleotides long. RefSeq lists its product as uncharacterized. The annotation marks the transcript as partial. The record is from RefSeq and is a predicted model, not a curated record. The transcript has a single exon. Lineage: Eukaryota; Fungi; Basidiomycota; Pucciniomycetes; Pucciniales; Melampsoraceae.